UUUUAGUCCCUUCUCCAAGCGCACGAUGUGGUGGCGCACGAAGUGUACGGAGAAGACGCGAUGCGCGUCACGCCACCCCCACUCCUACCUUACCUCAACGGCGGUGACGAUCUGGACGGCCCGAAUGGCGAGAUCGAGAUGGAAAACGUCACCAGGGUGCGGCUGGUUCAGUUUCAGAAGAAUACUGACGAACCUAUGGGUAUAACGCUCAAAAUGAACGAAGAUGGAAAAUGUAUAGUGGCUAGGAUAAUGCACGGUGGUAUGAUCCAUCGACAAGCCACCCUCCACGUAGGUGACGAAAUUAGAGAAAUUAAUGGAAUUCCUGUCAUUAACCAAUCUGUCAAUGCGCUCCAAAAAAUUCUCAGGGAAGCACGAGGUUCAGUUACUUUUAAGAUUGUACCUUCUUACAGAAGCGCUCCGCCACCUUGUGAGUUGUUCCGGAUCAAACCUCUGCCAGUUUUAAUAUUUGUUCGAGCGCAGUUUGAUUAUGAUCCUUUAGAAGAUGACCUCAUCCCAUGUGCCCAAGCUGGUAUUGCCUUCAAAACUGGUGAUAUUCUCCAAAUAAUUAGUAAAGACGAUCACCAUUGGUGGCAAGCGAGGAAAGAUAACGCUGCUGGCAGCGCAGGCCUUAUCCCAUCUCCAGAACUACAAGAAUGGAGGGCUGCAUGCGCAGCCAUGGAGAAAACAAAACAGGAACAAGUGAAUUGCUCAAUAUUUGGUCGAAAAAAGAAACAGUACAAGGACAAAUAUUUGGCGAAGCAUAAUGCCGUUUUUGACCAAUUAGAUUUAGUUACUUACGAAGAGGUUGUGAAAUUGCCCAUGACUGAUCCUGCAUUUCAAAGAAAAACGCUGGUGCUGCUUGGAGCCCAUGGAGUCGGUAGGAGACAUAUAAAAAACACGCUUAUAGCCAAACAUCCAGAUCAGUAUGCUUAUCCAAUACCACAUACAACGAGGCAACCCAGGUCAGACGAAGAAAACGGUAGGAACUACUUUUUCGUGUCACACGAUGAGAUGAUGGCUGACAUAGCGGCGAACGAGUAUCUAGAAUAUGGUACGCAUGAGGAUGCUAUGUACGGCACGAAAUUAGACACGAUUAGAAAAAUCCAUCAAGACGGUAAAAUAGCUAUCCUCGACGUUGAACCACAGGCACUGAAAGUGCUUCGGACUGCUGAGUUCUCACCAUUUGUUGUGUUCAUAGCUGCCCCCGCACUGCAAAACAUAGCAGAUUUCGACGGUAGUCUGGAAAGAUUAGCCAAGGAAUCCGAUAUGCUUCGGCAAGCCUACGGGCAUUAUUUCGAUCUAACUAUAAUUAAUAACGAUAUCGACGAGACGAUCACCGCCCUAGAAUCGGCAAUCGAGCACGUCCAAACUGCGCCCCAAUGGAUCCCGGUGUCUUGGGUCUACUGACAAGACGAUUACUAUCCGGACGACCUGGGCUCAUUAUACCAGAACUUUUGAGCCAGCUCGUCCGCCGUGGAUCGCCUCUUCGAACCAUCUAGUGUGUUUGUUGUUUAUACAACGUGAUACCCGAACACGACAUUCUGAUUCUAAGCGUUUAAAUAUCUUUUAAUGAUUAUUUGUUUUGUUAUCUGUACAGUGAUUGGACUAAAAAAACUUGCAUUUUGGUCGAUUAUCUAUAAUCACGAUUCAAAGACUUGUGAAAUUACAUCGUACAAAAAUAUCGUGAAGGGAUCAUUUAAAGUCACAAAAGUGUAAAAAUGCACGUCACGAACAUCUUUAGCGAAUGUGUUUUAACGUAACCUCCAUUCGAGUUAUCAAAAAAUAAUUCAGCACUAAUCAAAAAUCAUUUCAUGAUUUGGUGGCAUUCCUUCAUAAUAUAUAUGAGGAUAUAUAAAAAAUUAUUGAUUUGAAUCUUAUAGAAAAACGACCAAAAUAACGCGAAAUAUUUUAUUGUCCAACAAGUAGUUUAGACGAAAAUUUAAAUAUAUAUUCUUCAGCUCUUCUUAAGUAAAUUUACAGAAAACUAUUAGGGUAUAAUAGGGGUUUAUUUGAAAUAAUAUUAAAAAGAAACAUGAUGGUUUAUUCCAAAUGAAAUAACCAAAAAAUUGAUUUAAUUUCAGUUAUGGCUAUUUCUAGGCUACCCUAAUUCGUAAGACAUAUUAUAG
Messenger RNA from Psylliodes chrysocephalus, 2126 nucleotides. Lineage: Eukaryota; Metazoa; Arthropoda; Insecta; Coleoptera; Chrysomelidae. The record is from the annotation of a GenBank genome assembly.